This is a messenger RNA of Gilbertella persicaria, 2156 nucleotides long. Its product is annotated as PRMT5 arginine-N-methyltransferase-domain-containing protein. Lineage: Eukaryota; Fungi; Mucoromycota; Mucoromycetes; Mucorales; Choanephoraceae. The transcript is spliced from 7 exons. Gene Ontology annotation, cellular component: cytosol; nucleus. Gene Ontology annotation, biological process: peptidyl-arginine N-methylation; regulation of DNA-templated transcription. The record is from RefSeq and is a predicted model, not a curated record. Bases 40 to 1956 code for a protein of 638 amino acids.
CAAUUUUUGACAGCUCUCUCUCUCUCUCUGUUUACCAAAAUGAGUGAUUCUUUUGACACUUCCCGCUUAUGUAGUGUAGGCUUAUUGACUACAGAAUACUAUGAUGAUAUUGGCAACUUUGUUAUGCAAGCAGAAGAAGCAGGACAUGAGUUUAUCGUGACUCCUGUCUCUCACCCUACUUUUAGACGCGUCUUGAACGAAGACAAGACUAACGAUAAACAAGCACACACGAAUUGGAAAGACCGUCCUGUGUUUGAUCGUAAAGAUUUGAUCAUAAAGUCUGCUGAAUGGUCAGGAAGAGCAGUAGGUUUGAUCGCGAACUGGAUCCAACUCGAUUCAACCGAUCCCGAAACCCGUCUUUGUUCUGAACUUGCUUUAAAGCAAGAAAUUGAUUGGGCUUGUCAUAUCAGUCUUGCUGGCCUUAUAUUCCCUGCUUUACCUAAGGGUUCUUUGCACAAUACUGCUCGAGCGAUCAAUCAUGCAGUCAAGUCCAUGUCUUAUACUCAAUUUUUGGUCAGAGUGCCUCUUACAGAUAAAAAGAAUGUUCAAGGCAACAUUCCUUGGAAGCAAUGGAAUAGAUUUAGAACAUUGACUGAACAUAACACCAAGAUUCAUGUUGCACUUGAGAUCACCUCUGAAUUACCUAAUGAUGAACAGUUGCUUAACUUAUGGCUUGCUGAACCUAUCAAGGCAGUCAUUGUACCAGGAGAAAUCUUUGUUUCUAACUCAAAGGGAUAUCCUGUCUUGCCCAAGUCUCAUCAAAAAUUCAUUCAGAAAUUGAUGGAUAAGAUGAAGCCUGAUAUGAUUGUUACUGUGCCUCCUACACAACUCCAUAAGAUGGCAAAACCUUCUUCUUACAGUGAAUAUAUCAACUACCUUAAUCGCCAUUUACCUCCUUUAAAUGAAGUGGAGAAAUUUGCUACUGGUUACCACGACUAUCUUCAAGCUCCUUUACAACCCUUGAUGGAUAAUUUAGAGAAUCAAACUUAUGAAGUAUUUGAAAAAGAUCCUAUCAAAUAUCAACAAUACGAAAAAGCUGUUUAUCAAGCAUUAUUGGACCGUGUUGAACAUGACUCUGACUAUGUCACAACAAUCAUGGUUGUGGGUGCUGGUAGAGGUCCCUUAGUGAACUGUUGUUUGCGUGCAUCUGAAAAAUCAGAACGCAAAGUACACAUCUAUGCUCUUGAAAAGAAUCACAAUGCUUUUGUAACAUUGCAAAAUGCAAAAGCAGAUGUGUGGGGUGAUAGAGUAACACUUGUGUUUGCAGACAUGAGAAAAUGGAGUCCAGCUACCAAGUGUGAUAUUUUAGUGAGCGAAUUAUUGGGCUCAUUUGGUGAUAACGAAUUGUCUCCUGAAUGUUUGGACGGUGCUCAAAAGUUUAUUAAAGAGAGUGGUAUUUCUAUUCCUGCUUCUUAUACUGCUUUUGCUUCUCCUUUGGCUUCUACUCGACUCAACAACAAUGUAGCAGCUUACAAGGACCUUGAGCAUUAUGAAACACCCUAUGUAGUGAUGUUCCAACAAGUAUGUGAACUUGCUUCACCUAAACCACUUUGGACUUUCGAGCAUCCCACCAACGAGGUUCCUGCCAACAGCGACCCUAUCAAUAAUCUUCAUAAUCAAAGAUACAGCCAUGUUGAAUUCAAGGUCAAGCAUGAUAUGGUCAUGCAUGGUAUUGCUGGUUAUUUCGAGAGUGUGCUCUACAAAGAUGUCAUGAUCUCAAUUCAUCCCAAGACACAUUCGCCUGAUAUGUUUAGUUGGUUCCCUAUCUACUUUCCUAUUCGUACACCUGUUCAAGUACCUCAGAACGCUACUGUUUCGCUUGACUUUUGGCGCUUGACAGAUGCCAAGAAGGUCUGGUAUGAAUGGACUGUCGCUGUGCACGGUUCACAGGGUGAAGAAAUGACUGUCUUGCCUAUCCAUAAUGUCAAUGGAAGGUCUUAUUGGGUUGGCUUGUAAGGAUUAUUUGUCAAACAAAAUAGAGGUGCAUUUGUCAACAUGGCAGAUAUUUUGCAAAUGAAGACAUGUAAAAAAAAGAAAUAUUAUAAUUUAUUUAUAACGAGGCCCUCCUACAAUACAGUGGGUUCAGGAAUAGUUGAUAUUAUUCUGCAUACCUCUUGUAUGCUUUUUUUUCAUUUAAUUUUCUUAUAUUGAGCGCU